CUCCUCGACACUGACAACCUGCUCACCGAACAGGACACAAUGUGGCUCGCUGUAUUUUACAUAUGGGGAAGCCUGUUAGCAUUUUCUGUGUGUGACAUCUGCCCAGAAACCUCAGAGGACGCUUCAUGGGUAAAGCUGAAUCCCCUGGGGCACUGCGGGGACGAGGAGAACGUGUGCCCUUAUCAACUCACCCUCCCUCCUCUCUCAAUCCAGCUUCCCAGGUCUUUUAUGGAGCUGGACAAAAUGGCCAAGGAGCUGCACAACCUAAAGGAAGUGGUGAACCAGCUGAGGAAGGACUGCCAAGAAUGUAAGGACAGGCAUACUAUUGAGAGGGGUGAAUGGAAGGACCACAGCGAAGAAGAGGAAAAGAGACCUCAAAGUCUAAGGCAUAACUUCAGCAUCAAGGAGACACAAAGUCAAAGUGGAGAACAAGUUGUCCGGAUCUUCACUUCAACCCUACCGCAAAGGGACACAUCAGAAGGUGAAGGAAAUGUCAAGGGUGGCGUGAAGAGGCUUGAUCAGUCCAUUCUGGUAAGUCAGAGAAGGAACAUUGAUCAGAGGAUUGAUCUAAACCAAGGCACCACAGAUCAAAGAUCUGAGAUGAGCAGGGAAGUAAAAAUAUUUAACCUCUCGCUUGAUGAUACAGCAGAGGAUAUACCUGAGGUCAAACUGGUGGCCUCACCUACACCUGAAGAGAGGGAACUCAAGCCUAAGCAAAGCGAAUUAAUGGAACCAUCCCUUCCUAGAAAAAAGGAUGUUGUGCAAUUCCCAACCCAUGGGAAACUACAGCCAAACAGCCACAGGUAUGGGCAUGUAAAGAACAUCAGUAGCAUCCUGGCGGCGAGAAGAAGAGUGCAAAAUGUGCCUGAUCAGAACAGGUUAGGCAGCAUUUCAAGAGAUGCUAACGCUAAGAGAAUGGAUUUAAGCGCAUCAGCAGGGAACAGAAGGGUUGUAACGUUUCCUGUAGGACAUGGACAAUUGAGGCCAAAGGGAUCCUACAUAAACAGUAGAGUUGUCAAGGCUAACAAUGAAGACAGACUGAAGAACCCUGCUUUGGUGAGGAAGACUAAUCCACAAGCUGGGGACAUGACGGUCAAGACUGAGCAAGAAGGGACUGGAUUUUCCCCAGUGAGAAGUGGCGUUAUGAGGGUAAAGGAAACAAGUUCUCAUGCAGCAAACAAAAAACCUGGUGUAAUCAGUGGACUGAUCCCGUCAACAGAUGACCAGAACAAACAAGACAUCGGAAGGGUUUCUGGUCCCAGAACAGAUGAUGGACAUGCCCUGAAAAAUGCAAGCCAAGUCACUAUACUUAUUGAGGACGAUUUGAGAAAGGUAAACAAGACUGAGAUUGGAAGACUUCCAAAAAAACAUAGUAAAGAAAACCAAGGAGAUUUGAGUCUCAUUGCCACAAAUAAGUCAAUCUCUAGUGUUAUAAACCAAGCUGAACAGCCAAACAUAUUUAAAGAGGAAAAGCAGUAUGCGGGACUGAGUGAAAGUCUGGUAGUUAUUAGUAGAGAAGCAGAGACUAGCUCCAAAGUGGAUAGAGAGGACCUGCCUUUCCGAGGCAGACAGGUGGAAAAUGAAAAAUAUCCAAACCCAAACACAGAAACUAAUAAUGGACAAAUUGAUUCCACCAUUUUAGAUAAAGCUGACAUCACUUUGAAUGAAAGGACAGUUAAUCCACUGUCAGGAGAUCUUAAAGAUAAGAUGCGGCCAGGAACGUUCAUUGAAGCAGCAAAGGAGGACAUCGCCAUUGACUCACAGAGUGCAGGGACAGUGAAAGAGGACAUCCCAAGGCACAGGAAAGCCAUCUUGUUGGAAAAAGAUCUAGUGAAGUCUAACCUUGUCCCAACUGUAAAGAGUAAAUUGAUAGAUAGCACAGCGAAUUUGCCCGGUACAGUUCAAUCACCUGUGAUAGGCCAGGGGACAAGGAGAAUUUCAAUAACUCCACUCAAAGCUAAAGUUGAAGAGGAACCGGCAAAGAAUAGCGAGAACAUCAGCAAGAUACAUGAAGUAAGUCCAGACAACACAAGAUAUGUGAUGCCAAACCUACUAAGACAACCUGAGAUACAUCCAAGAACUGUGAUUUCACCUAGAGGCCCCAAACUAAGACAACCUAAUAUUAUAAACAAACUGUCAGGAAACAGGACUAUUAGAGUACCUUCAAAGAUGUCCAUUCCUGUCCGAGGCAGCAAAAUAGCCAGGAAAAAUGGCACUGGAAUUAUAAAACAAAGUUACAUGAGGAAGCCAAUCUCUCAAACUGAGACAAAUAUAAACCAAGGCUUAAAGACAAAGGUAAGCACAGUGACUCAAUUCUUCGGUCCCACUGCUACAACAUCUACUGUAGAACAAGAACAAAAAGAAGAAAUCAAACACAUCCCGCAGGUGACGAGGUCAAACGUAUUGGAUAAUCAUUGGUUAAAAUACAACAUUACAGAGUCAAAAUCACAAUCAGAGAUUCAAAAUGCAGGUGACGUACAAGAUUUGGAUAUGGUUCAAGAAGAUAAGUACCAAAUUGGAGACAACGGUGAGACUGUGUUGAUAUCAAACAUUGGGGGCCAUGCAGAAGACUCUAAAACUCAAAGUGGAGUAUCAAAUUCACCUAUUGAUGGGAAAGAAAGCAAGAUAUUUAGUUUGGGAACCACUGAUACCAGCAGUCAACACCAAUCUGAAGUGGAAAAGACCAGCAGUGGGAAUAAAAGGCCAACUGCAUCCACCUUACAGAGAGAGAAACCAGGACCAACUCAAUUCACAACCUCAACGCUCUCUUUUACAGACACAGACCAUAAAGAUGGUACAAAAAACAUUCGUAGAGUGACAAACAUACAAGGUGAAAUGGCUAAAAAUGUCAGCCAGGAUACACCCAUAAGCUUUGAAAAUAUCGGCGCAACAAGAGAACUGGAACUUACUAAAUUUAAUAAAGACAGAUUGGAAGAAAACACUGGGGAGAUAUUAUCCAACCCAAAUAGUGAGGACAUGGACCAUGGUUAUAGCGAAGGGAGGUACACAAUUCCAGUUGUUUUGGAAACGCUUACAAAUGUUGAAGAAAUUAAAGGCUCAAAGCUUUUCUCACUCAGCCCUGAAGACACAGCUAUGGGAUUUAAAUCACAUGCAGUCACGGAUGAGGUAACAGAAAGAGAGCAAGUAGAGAAAAAGAUCAACAGCACCUGUCUCAGUGAUUGCAACACUACACCAAGCCCAAAGUCUACAACCCAGACCAGGCCUCCAUUGAACUCUGAAAGAGAAAAAGGACCUGCACAAGACUGCGCUGACUACAUUACGAAAUCGCAAAGGAAUAGUGUAUACAGAGUUACGCCGCGGCCGAAAAACAGCACGUUUCCUGUUUUCUGUGACAUGGAGACCUCUGGUGGGGGCUGGACAUUGAUUCAGCAGCGUUUUGACGGCAGCACAAGCUUCAAUCGCACCUGGGACGAGUACAAGAAUGGAUUUGGUAAACUAAUAGGGGAGUUUUGGCUUGGCAAUGACAAGAUUCACUUGCUGACAAAAGCAAAAAACAUGUCAUUGCGAAUAGAACUCGAAGACGUUGAGGGUGUCAGAGAAUAUGCCCAUUAUGAGCACUUCCAUGUAGCCAAUGAAAGCCAACAAUACCGCCUGUCCAUCGGUGGCUAUUCCGGUACAGCCGGUAAUGCCAUGCAGUUCAGUAAUAAAUUCAAUCAUGACCAGAAGCUUUUUACCACACCAGACAGAGACAAUGACCAGUAUCCCUCUGGAAACUGUGGGGCCUAUUACAGCUCUGGCUGGUGGUUUGAUUCAUGCAUGUCUGCAAACUUAAAUGGGAAAUAUUAUCAAUCCAAGUACAAAGGGGUACGUAAUGGGAUAUUUUGGGGUACGUGGCACAACAUUACAAUGGAAUAUUACCCAACCAAUGAAAGACAAUCUUUUAAGACUGUUCGAAUGAUGAUAAGACCUAAACAUUAUGCAAACUAAUAAGUAAACAGUGGUGGUAAGUAACAAAGUAAAAAUACUCUGUUACUUUACUUAAGUAGUUUUUUCGGGGAUCUGUACUUUACUUGAGUAUGUUUUAUUUGCAUCUACUUUCACUUCACAUCACUUCACUUUACAAAUUUGACUUUACGGCAAGCGUUACAAUUGGACAACAUUCAUUCUAAAGCCAGUUCUGGAUACACAGUGGAUAAACAGUGCACUGCAGUAGGCUGCGGUAGGCUAAAUAAUUUACAACAGCGGUAACGGACUAUGCCGCUUCCAACCUGUAGGGCGACCGCAGAGGAAAAGUUCUUUAGUGUUGCUUUAAUGUUACUAUUGUUAGCCAAGUGAUUUCAUAUUGAAACAGCUAGCUAACAAAAUGCCUUGUAAACAGCUAACUAACAAAUUCUUAAUUGCAGUAUCUAAUCUUAUCAUUUGUUUAAAUAAAACAUUGCAUAACACUCGCAAAACAAUUGAUCUGCUUAAUUAUUGAUAUUUACAGUUAAUUUGAAUAUUUACUUUUUACUUUCGGUUCUUAAGUACGUUUCAAAUCGGAUACUUUUGUACUUCUACUCAAGUGAUGUUUGAAUGGAGGACUUUCUACUUUUACUGGAGUAAUUUUUUAUUUAGGUAUUUAUACUUUUACUUGUACCACCCUUGUAAGUAAAGUACACUCUUGUGUUACUGAUGUAUAAUAGUAAAUUGUCGGGAUUUGAAUUAACAUUGACAAAAUGUUUCUGUAUCUAUGUUGUUUUUUGAACUGUACACAUAUGCAUUAGUUUACACAACUGAGCCCUCUUGUGUUGCUUUAUAAAUACUGUAUUGCAUAAAACAAUGCUAUUUACAGAUUCUGCUACUUUUACAUUUUUUUUUACUUAGAAAAUACCAAAAUGGUUGUAGGUCUGGGCCAAUUCAUAAUUAUGUUUACAUGGAUAUAUGCACUAUUUAUUGUCAGUUUUUAAUAGCUGAAUUAAAGCAUCUGUAAUUUUCAAUUAUUUUCAGUGUAAGUGUUAUUUUCAAACAUUGUAAUUGUAAACCCCCAAAAGUACAUUGUACAGACAAUUCUUUCUA
Messenger RNA from Pimephales promelas (fathead minnow), 5016 nucleotides. RefSeq names its product fibrinogen like 2b (gene fgl2b). Gene Ontology annotation, molecular function: extracellular matrix structural constituent; protein-macromolecule adaptor activity. Gene Ontology annotation, biological process: platelet aggregation; fibrinolysis; blood coagulation. The record is from RefSeq and is a predicted model, not a curated record. NCBI's taxonomy places the organism in Eukaryota, Metazoa, Chordata, Actinopteri, Cypriniformes, Leuciscidae. Gene Ontology annotation, cellular component: fibrinogen complex.